Messenger RNA from Aspergillus niger, 369 nucleotides. RefSeq lists its product as uncharacterized. The transcript has a single exon. The record is from RefSeq and is a predicted model, not a curated record. Gene Ontology annotation, cellular component: nucleosome. Gene Ontology annotation, molecular function: DNA binding; protein heterodimerization activity; structural constituent of chromatin. The coding region runs from base 1 to 369 and encodes 122 amino acids. NCBI's taxonomy places the organism in Eukaryota, Fungi, Ascomycota, Eurotiomycetes, Eurotiales, Aspergillaceae.
AUGAAAAUUGACAUCCUCGCAGCUGGUGAUCCCACACCACAAGGACGUGUACGCCGCUACAAGCCUGGAACCGUGGCUCUCAAAGAGAUCCGCAAGUACCAGCGCUCUUAUGAUCUGCUUAUCCAAAAGCUUCCUUUUGCUCGGCUGGUCCGCGAGGUCGCUCUUGACCUCCUCCCUUCAGAAGUUGGCGCCGAGCUGCGGUGGCAGUCGCAUGCGAUCCAAGCGCUCCAAGAAGCAGCCGAAGCUUUCCUUGUACAUCUCUUCGAGGACACCAACCUCUGUGCUAUUCACGCCAAGCGCGUGACCAUCAUGCAGAAAGAUAUCCAACUUGCUCGACGCAUUCGUGGUGUCUGGGGUGGUUUGGGCUAA